Messenger RNA from Williopsis jadinii, 1620 nucleotides. RefSeq names its product crossover junction endodeoxyribonuclease (gene YEN1). NCBI's taxonomy places the organism in Eukaryota, Fungi, Ascomycota, Saccharomycetes, Phaffomycetales, Wickerhamomycetaceae. Bases 8 to 1603 code for a protein of 531 amino acids. The record is from RefSeq and is a predicted model, not a curated record. The transcript has a single exon. Gene Ontology annotation, molecular function: 5'-flap endonuclease activity.
CUACGUUAUGAGUAACGAUAGUGAUGCCUUGGCGUACGGUGCUGGAAAGAUGUUGAAGAACUUUGCUAGGCACCGAGAAGAUAAGCCUGCAAGCACUGCUGGCACGCAGUAUUUCAAGAAGACCCAAGAUUGGUGGGUUACUCCAAUACAUAUGGAGACCGUUGAACGAGUGAAAGGCUAUGAUUCAAAGAGGUUGAGAUUGUUGUCGAUACUUUGCGGAGGAGAUUACAACACUGGUGUCUCUAAACUAGGUCCCCAGAAGGCCUCACAACUGGUGUUGUGUGGUACCACCUUGGUGACUCGGCACUCAUCCGAGUUCCCUUAUGAUACACUUCCAGACUUUGCACAGUCUCUUGAUGAGGUGUAUAGACCAACAUCAACUUUGCCAAAGAAUGAAAAGCUAACCAAAUACAUUGCCUUACAGGACAGUAUGUUUGCCUUGGUUAAGAGCCAUCCUGCUCCACUCUUUGGUCGGAACGAACAGCAUCUCACAGUUGGCGUUGAUAAAUUUGCUGGAUGGCCACCAGACUUUGUUGUCUCCUUAUACUACCGUCCUCUGGUGCAUCCAGAUCUGUUUACAUUCGAAGAUGGUGUUACGAACAACGGUGAGUGUACUGAUCCAGAUGCCAUAUUCUCGCUCCCUAAAUUCAAAGAGCUGUAUAAGUUAUUGGGAAGCUACCCACAUGACAACAUCUCAGACAUUGCCAAAUGGUACUAUAACAGUAUGACGGAAAGCUAUUUGCUCAAAUACCUAAUAUGUUUCAUGAAGGGACAGUGGAGGGAUGAUUCUACUCUUUCCUUUAAGAAGGUCAGGGAAGCAUCCUAUGGACCAAAUGAGAGUCACUCCUUAUUCGUACUCAGUGUCAAAUUGUUGAGACAUGGCUUACAUUUCUUCAAGAUGGAUGGUUUGUAUAUAGAUGUUGAUCAUGCUGCACCGACAUAUGCUAUUAUUGUUGAUUUAUUACCACACGAUCUGGCCAAUGAUCUUUAUCGACUGGAGACUGACAGGGCAAAUGAAGUUGAGCUUCGAAGAAGUCCCAAGAGAUCUCAUCCAUCGCCUGUUAAGGUUAACCCCUCAAGGAAUUUGAAAAGAUCUCAUUCUGAAUUAUCCUCUGGGAAUCUAACAAAGAAGCCAGAUUUGAAACACACAUCGACAGAUAUUCGUGCUAUAUUGGGAGGAAGUAUCUCACCCUCUAGGCGAGGGAAGUUUCGAAUGCCCAUAUUUGGGCAAGGUCCUUCUUCUUCUAAGAACAGAUCAACAGUUUCGAGUUCACCAAGAAAGAGGACCAGAACAUUGCCUGGCGUUCUUUCUCAAGUGACAACAACAAGGUCACCCAUAGAAGAUAAUGACAUCAUAGAGAUUUCCUCCAGCACGCCCUCUCCACAACGAACUCUCCAGGAACUCAAGAAACGAGAUGUCAUCCCGGCCGUUGAAUCCUCUUCUACUGAAGUGUUUGAGCCAGCAAAACAAGCUCACAUGAGCAAAGUGACUGAGGCGUUGAUUACAGAAUCAGAACUGAACCAGAGUGUUAUAACCAUAUCAGAACACUCGAUCGAAGCCAUCACUGAUGACUCAUCGCUGAUUGAGCUGAGCCACCUCUGACGGAAUACUUCUUAUCA